CUUCACUCACAGAGAUCUCAUUAUAGGUGCCCUGUGAGAGCCUACAAGUUUGAACUUCUUCUCCAAAAAGGACAAUCAAAACAGCACAAUGCGUGAGUGUAUCUCUAUCCAUGUUGGCCAGGCUGGUGUCCAGAUGGGCAACACCUGCUGGGAGCUGUACUGUCUGGAGCACGGCAUCAUGCCUGACGGCCAAAUGCCAGAAGCAAAGCCCUCCGGAGGCUACAACAACUCCUUCACCACCUUCUUCAAUGAGACAGGCACAGGAAAGUAUGUCCCCAGAGCCAUCUUUGUCGACCUGGAGCCUACUGUGAUUGAUGAGGUUCGUACAGGCCCAUACCGACAGCUUUUCCACCCUGAGCAGCUGAUCUCAGGAAAGGAGGAUGCUGCCAACAACUACGCCCGCGGUCACUACACUGUCGGAAAGGAGCACAUUGACAGUGUACUUGACAGGAUCCGCAAACUGUCUGACCAGUGCACAGGGCUGCAAGGUUUCCUGGUCUUCCACUCCUUCGGAGGAGGAACUGGUUCUGGCUUCACCUCUCUGCUGAUGGAGCGCCUCUCAGUAGACUUUGGCAAGAAGUCCAAGCUGGAGUUUGCCAUUUACCCAGCUCCUCAGGUGUCUACAGCUGUGGUGGAGCCAUACAACUCCAUCCUGACCACUCACACCACCCUGGAGCACUCCGACUGUGCCUUCAUGGUGGACAACGAGGCCAUCUACGAUAUCUGCCGCAGGAACCUGGACAUUGAGCGUCCGUCAUACACAAACCUGAAUCGCCUCAUCAGCCAGAUUGUUUCCUCCAUCACCGCCUCUUUGCGCUUCGACGGCUCCUUGAACGUGGACCUGACAGAGUUCCAGACCAACCUGGUGCCCUACCCUCGUAUCCACUUCCCUCUUGCCACAUAUGCUCCAGUAAUCUCAGCAGAGAAGGCUUACCAUGAGCAGCUCACUGUGACUGAAAUAACCAACUCCUGCUUUGAGCCAGCCAAUCAGAUGGUGAAAUGCGACCCUCGUCACGGCAAGUACAUGGCCUGCUGCCUGCUGUACCGUGGCGACGUGGUGCCCAAAGAUGUCAAUGUGGCUAUCAGCAACAUCAAAACCAAGCGUUCAAUCCAGUUUGUGGACUGGUGUCCCACUGGCUUCAAGGUUGGCAUCAACUACCAGCCUCCCACUGUGGUUCCAGGAGGAGAUCUGGCCAAAGUGCAGAGGGCGGUGUGCAUGCUGAGCAACACCACCGCCAUCGCCGAGGCCUGGGCUCGACUCGACCACAAGUUCGAUCUGAUGUACGCCAAGAGGGCCUUCGUCCACUGGUACGUCGGAGAGGGGAUGGAGGAGGGAGAGUUCUCAGAGGCCAGAGAGGACAUGGCUGCCCUGGAGAAGGAUUACGAAGAGGUCGGUGUCGACUCAUAUGAAGACGAUGAGGAUGGGGAGGAGUAUUAAAAACAGAGCUGUAUUAAAGAAAGGGUAGCGAUCUCUCAGAAUGUAAUGAUUGUGAUAAUGAUUUUGAACAUAAAGGUGCAGAUGCAGACCAUUAAUAAACACUAAUGUCAUUGCUGAGCAGUAGUUUGUCCAAACUCAAUCCCAUGGUGUUUGGUAUAUUGAAAUAUUAUUCUCCAUUGAGAGAGAAUGUGUCUUUACCUCCUUUUCUAAAUAAAGCUGUUUACACCGA
This is a messenger RNA of Chelmon rostratus (copperband butterflyfish), 1667 nucleotides long. RefSeq names its product tubulin alpha-4A chain-like. NCBI's taxonomy places the organism in Eukaryota, Metazoa, Chordata, Actinopteri, Chaetodontiformes, Chaetodontidae. Gene Ontology annotation, cellular component: microtubule; cytoplasm. Gene Ontology annotation, molecular function: GTP binding; structural constituent of cytoskeleton. Gene Ontology annotation, biological process: mitotic cell cycle; microtubule cytoskeleton organization. The transcript is spliced from 4 exons. The coding region runs from base 89 to 1438 and encodes 449 amino acids. The record is from RefSeq and is a predicted model, not a curated record.